AUGAGUUUAUUUCCUCCGGUACUAGAGGCUAUUUCUACUAGAUUUCGACAGCGACAAGCGCGAGUAUAUUUAUAUAAUGUUACUAGGCCUUUAUCACUGAGCGGUCGAGCAAGUGAAAUAAAAAAAGUUCGUAUAUGCAUAUUCCCCAACGCCUUUGUAAAUGUUGAGAUCUUCAAUGCACAUUCCACAUGCCCUUAUUCUCUAACACAAAAUUUUGGCGUAAAGUGCCUCGCAUAUUUCUCCUAUCUCUUUCCCCAACAUGAAUUGCGAGUUAGAGAGGACAUGAAUGGAGAAGUCAUCAGAGAUUUAAAAAGGCAGCGAAAUUCUAACACUAUAUUUUUUGUCAUUAUGUCUUCUUCCACAUUAUAUGAAAAUAUUUAUAAUUUUUUACUUGAUUCACCCUCAGAUCAUAUUACCGCGUUUUCUGUUAUUUUUCAACUAAUAGAUGAUGAUACGUGGUAUUCAAAAGAUAAGUUAAGAGAAAUAAUUCAUCAGGCAAUUAUAGUAGUGAAAAAGAAUUACGAUCAGACUUCGGAAAAAUAUCUGAAACUCGUUGAUAUUCCCUUGAAGUUUGAUGAUGCAUACGAAGGUGUAAGUAGUCUUCGGAGUAUUAAAGAAUCAAAACAGGAAGAACCGCUCACUAAGAACGAAAUCGAGACGAACUUGCGUGUGUUGAAAACCAAUCUUAAAAAUAGUAAGGCUCCGUACGCCCACCACUUCCGUAAAUAUUUAAAGAAGAAAAGUGCUUCAGACUUAUCAUGGCGCGUUCCACUUGCUAGUCAAGUGAUUUGUGCAGAUUCGGAAAUGGUGAGAACUUUGGAAGUAGAUGCAUAUAACUUUUUUAUGGAUCCGGCGGAGCGUAUGAAAGUAACUGCUCCAGACCUUGUCAAAAAUAAUUGUGAUUCCUUCGUUUUGAAUUUCAUAGACAGUAUUACAGAUGUCCCAAAUAAUAGACUUUUACAUGAUAAAAGUUGGAAAGAAUCUAACGAAAAACUAGCAAAAGUUACGUUAGGUAUACUCGAUAUCUUGUGA
Messenger RNA from Ambispora gerdemannii, 1032 nucleotides. The record is from the annotation of a GenBank genome assembly. NCBI's taxonomy places the organism in Eukaryota, Fungi, Glomeromycota, Glomeromycetes, Archaeosporales, Ambisporaceae.